Messenger RNA from Sorex fumeus (smoky shrew), 449 nucleotides. RefSeq names its product cysteine-rich protein 1. Gene Ontology annotation, biological process: regulation of gene expression; intrinsic apoptotic signaling pathway in response to DNA damage. The transcript has 5 exons. NCBI's taxonomy places the organism in Eukaryota, Metazoa, Chordata, Mammalia, Eulipotyphla, Soricidae. The record is from RefSeq and is a predicted model, not a curated record. The coding region runs from base 95 to 328 and encodes 77 amino acids. Gene Ontology annotation, molecular function: zinc ion binding.
GCGGGGUCCCUCAAAGGCGCGGGUGCGGCGGGACCCACCCAGUCCCGAGCCGUCCUGCUGCCGCGUGCCUUCUCCCGCUCGGACCCGCGCCGUCAUGCCCAAGUGCCCCAAGUGCGACAAGGAGGUGUACUUCGCCGAGCGGGUCACCUCCUUGGGGAAGGACUGGCACAGGCCCUGCUUGAAGUGUGAGAAAUGCGGGAAGACCCUGACCUCAGGGGGCCAUGCCGAGCAUGAAGGCAAACCCUACUGCAACCACCCCUGCUACGCCGCCCUGUUCGGGCCCAAAGGCUUUGGGCGCGGCGGCGCUGAGAGUCACACCUUCAAAUGAUCCCAGGUUGAAGGCAUCCUGUCCCUGGCUGCCCGCGGACACCAGGCCGUUCCUCCAGGCAUCUGAGGCCCCAUGUGGACCCACCUGCCCUCAAUAAACCCCAACUCUGGGAAAGCCAGAA